AAAAUGAAGUACUGCUGCGACGUCGACCUGCCGAUAGUGCGGAAUGCAUUCGCCAAGCGGAAUUGGACCAAGGUCGAACCGCAUCAAGACUGGAACAUCUACUGGACGUCCGUCGCCAAUGCCCGGUGUCUCAUGGCUCCGGACUCGAACAUAAGGCUCUCCGAGAACCAGCGUGUGAACCACUUCCCGACGCACUACGAAUUGACGCGCAAGGACCUGUUGGCCAGGCACAUGCAGCGUUACCAGCGCCAGCGCAGCAAAGCCCAGCGCGACGAUCCGCCGCCCCCAGCGAUCGUGCCCUCGACAUACGUCCUGCCCCGAGACUACAACAUGUUCGUCGACGAGUACAAGCGAGCCGGGGGCCUAUGGAUUGUCAAGCCCUGCGGGAAAGCCCAGGGCAUCGGAAUCAAGCUGGUCGACAGGCCAUCGCAAGUGAAAUCACUAAUCAACAGCUGGGAGAGCCAGGGCAACCGGGAGCCUCACGUGCUGUGCCGCUACGUGGACCCUCCCCUGCUUGUUGGAGGCCGGAAGUUUGACCUGCGCCUCUACGUGCUAGUCACUUCCUUCCAGCCUGUGCGCGCAUUCCUGUACCGGAAGGGUUUCUGCCGCUUCUGCCAGCUACACUACCGAACUAAGGGGCUCGACAACCCGUUCGUGCACCUCACGAACGUCUCCGUCCAGAGACACGGGGGUCGCUACAACCAGUCUCACGGUGGCAAGUGGAGCCUGUCCAGCCUGGAGAUGUUCGUGCGGGGGACACGGGGCUCCGCAUCCGCUGCUCGGCUGCGUCAAGACCUCAGGGACCUGGUUGCGCACUCAUUAACAGCCGUCGCGCCUUCCAUGCUGUCUGACUGGCACUGCUUCGAGUGUUACGGCUACGACGUUCUUCUGGACGAAGGCUUGCGUCCCUGGCUCUUGGAGGUGAACGCGUCGCCGUCCCUGACCUCGAGUACGCGCGCCGACGCCCUGCUCAAGCAGGCACUGGUCGACGACGUGCUGCGGCUCGUCGCACCUGCCGGGAAAGCGCUGGCAAGUCCCAACGCCUAUUCAGAAGCUGACCUGGGCGACUUCGAGCAGAUCCUUCCCGGUGCUCAGACACCACCGUGAGUCACACUUCCCGUUGGUCACCGGUGCGAUUCUUCUGGCCACGUGACUCCCCGGGCGGAAGAAAACGAACUGUGACGGCGGCGGCAAGAAACGCAAGCUGCCGAAGGGUCAGAGAAUACGAAGCGGUGGAUACGUGGCUCAACUCAGCGGCGAUCACGACGGCAAUGACGACGAUGCAAGCCAAGUGGCUGAUCGGAGUGCAGUCUAAUUCAAAGUAUUUAAUAAACAAUCGCAGUGUGCAAAGCCGUAUCUUCAUUCUUCGGUGGUCGUAAUGAUGCUCUGGAUUAGUUUUAAAAAAUGAUGGCUCUCCCGUAAUCGAGAGUAGAUGUAAGCAUGAAAUGGCCACAAUCUUAAAAUGGGUGUAGUGCACGUUCGCAACGGCACACCCCACCACACCACACCGCACCACGCCAUACUGUACACUGGUCCAUACAGACGCAACUGUUUCGUGUCACAGACAGAACCUCAUUGCAAGUCUCGUCUCGGCAAGACAGCCAUCCGCGGCGCGCCAGACGCUGCCGGCUUGGUCACACAGCUUGGCGCCAUCUCUCUAGCCGGCGCAAAACCCGUGCCGCGGAACUCGCAGACCGCUGGCGUUAAAAAGAGCACAGGCAACCCUGUCUCAGCGCCGAAACAUGACAAUCAAGUGUAUGGUGCCCUGUAUCUGC
This is a messenger RNA of Dermacentor silvarum, 1775 nucleotides long. RefSeq names its product polyglutamylase complex subunit TTLL1 (gene TTLL1B). Bases 4 to 1107 code for a protein of 367 amino acids. Gene Ontology annotation, biological process: protein polyglutamylation; microtubule cytoskeleton organization. The transcript is spliced from 10 exons. Gene Ontology annotation, molecular function: tubulin-glutamic acid ligase activity; tubulin binding. The record is from RefSeq and is a predicted model, not a curated record. Lineage: Eukaryota; Metazoa; Arthropoda; Arachnida; Ixodida; Ixodidae. Gene Ontology annotation, cellular component: cilium.